Molecule: messenger RNA, 1521 nt
Organism: Trichomonas vaginalis G3
Lineage: Eukaryota; Parabasalia; Trichomonadida; Trichomonadidae
Product: ribonuclease H-like family
Exons: 1
Source: RefSeq, a predicted model, not a curated record
AUGAUAACUUUUUCCCCAUUAUAUUCUUGUGGAAAAGUGACAAAUAGCAACUUUGACCCUCUCUCCUCCUCUCGGGGCCUAAAGUUCUGCGAGGAAUUCCGCAUCUUCUCAAUUUCCCUGGACUGCGGAACACACGGCAGCCGUCAUGGUCUAUUCUCUUGUGUGUGCAAUCCAGGCAAAAUAGAUCGCCACCAAUUCUUCGACACAACAAUUUCGACUAAUUGGACAUACGAGGACUACCAUACGUGGUUUGAUUCUCUUAAGGUUAAUAAAAACCACGUAGCUGGAGUAGUCGGAGAUGGUUUGCCAGCCCAGGUUAAAGGACUCUGCCACUGGAGGCCAGAAGGAGCCCUUUUCCCUGGCUUACAAACCGUGUACAUUCGUUGCCUUAACCACGUCUUGAACAAUGCUCUUGUCCACGCACGUAAGCAAUGUCCAUUGUUGAAUGAACUGAUGAAUAGAGUUCACCAGAUUAUCAUUAUCUUUAAGAAUUACGAUAUGAGAGCGAGAUACAAGAUCAGGGUUCCAUCAAUCCCGGAAACUCGCUGGCUCUACAUAUAUGAUACUCUGUUUUUCAUCUUUGAUAAUCUGGAAACAAUUAAUACUGCUUUAAUAAGUGGAGAUCUUCCACUAUCCCUUUCCAGAGCUACACGUGAACAGUUACAAUGGACACGUGAUGGAAUUCCUCCACUCUUUAAAGAUGCUUUAAUGAUAUUCAAGCCAUUAAAGCAACUUCAAUUAUGGCUGGAAUCCAACAAGUCCAUGGGUGCUUAUGCAUUCCUGAUGAUACAACAGUGCCAAGGGAUGUUGGAUGAAAUGGCAGGAAGAUUAACGCCAGAUGGUGAAGAGAUUCUCCGAUCAAUCACUACAAUAUUCAAAAAUGAUAUGAAAGAAUAUGGUAGAAUUGAUUUGCUUCGGUUUGCUUUCGGCUUUACACCGUUAGCAAGGAAGAUCAUCAGAGACAAGAAGGGUUUUGGAGGAAAGACAAGCUAUCCACCUAUAAUGCAGUUGAAAGAUGUGCAAGUCCCAACGAUUCCUUCCCUGAGGAUCAUCAAUCGCGAGAUCACAUUUGAGAAACUCGGCGAAAUCCUUGAAGAAGAACGAACAGAACGUGUUGACGAGGUAGCCGAGCAUGAUGAAGAGAUCCAGCAAGCAGAAGAGGAACAAAUGCUUAACGACGAUCAUGCAGCCGAAACAAAUGCCGAUGGUUCGAGGAAUUCCUUGGUCUGGGAUGUUGUAGAUGAAGAGAUAAAAGAUCUAUACACAUUCAUGAUAACAAUCCUCAGACAAAGAGCAAUUGCCGAAUCAACAGUUGAUCCAACGAUCAAUAAAGACGAUAGAGCCAAGGAAUUGAGUGAUGCUUACGAUUUCUUCAUAGAGCAAGAUGAUUCCCAUCUUAUAAAUGGUCAUCAUCUUGCUCAAAAUGAUGGCAAGUUUUGGUACAUGAAUGGCAUAAAGCAACUAAAAGCAUUAAGACCAAAUGGAAAAAGGAUGAUGUCACUUUCGUGCAGUGAAGCAGAU